AUGUCGCACCUCCACCCCUUGGUCAGUAGCACCCAAUCAACCACAAGUUGCUUUCAUGCGCUGACCGCCCCAUCCUAUCCUCUAUGACCCACUAGGCCGGUCCUUUACUCCCCUACCUCCAAAAGUACCCCCCGCAAGCGUCCUCGCUCUUCCAAGCCUAUCAGGAUCUCUACUUGGGUGAGCUAGCGCAAGACACCACUUUUGUAAAUAGACUUCUAAAAUCCUCGGUUCUGACAACCUGUAUUCGGACGCUACAGCGCAAACAUGGCAAGACCUUGAGUUGGUGGAUCUUCCUUCGUGCGAGUGUGUGGUCAUCAAGGGGAGACCUCAGAAGAAGGUCAGUUGCAUCAUCGACUUUGAGAAGACACACAAUGCUCCUAUAUCAUGCAAAGUAAACUCAGCACCCCUUCGUCGUCAGACCGUCGCCUCUUUUGCCCUCCCCAUCAACCUCAGCACAGCAACCUCGCUCCGAUCGUCAGUCUCCCAAAGCCACCCUCGAGAGGCCCCAUACCGCUCAACUAACUUUCCCCGCCAUCUCCACAGCCUCUCCAACAUCUUCGAAGCCCUCGACAAACUCCCCUCCGAAACAAAAGUCUCUGCGACCGAUACCCAAACCGAAUCCCCGACAAUCUACCUCGCCAUCGCGGAGAGGGACAGUUCGAUCGUUUAUUACGUCCUCAGGCAUGGGAUCGUCAGUCCCAAGGAGGUGCCCGAGUAG
Molecule: messenger RNA, 718 nt
Organism: Microbotryum saponariae
Lineage: Eukaryota; Fungi; Basidiomycota; Microbotryomycetes; Microbotryales; Microbotryaceae
Source: the annotation of a GenBank genome assembly